CAGGCCAUACCAAGUAUAUAGCCAGUAUUAUCGGACGUGCGGAUAACGUCAAGUUUCUGGAAAAUGGUGAUCAGGUGAUUGAGGGCUCUUGAGUCAUGCGCAUGUACAUUAAUAAUCAUUGUGGCCUGUGUGGCGGUGCAAAACCAACAGCCUACGUCGUUUGAUGGCAACAUGAAUUCGCUCAGACACUCUAUGUUGUUGUUGUUGUUGUUUUCGUUUGCGCUUAAUGUGACACCUUCCCGGGCUAAUGAUGGGCAGAUCUCCGGAAAUGCCGAGCACUUCAAUGAGCUCCUACACCUUCGCCCUAUCAGAGAUGGGAGGCUUCUGGCGCACUUUGAGUUCAUUGUUCAGUUGAACCAGUCGCAGCCGUUUUCGUCUCCUUCUGUAAAGCUGGGUGAGCAUCACUUCACACGAUUCCCCUUGGCCCUUGGACAGAUCCUACAACAACAUAAGGUUGCCGAGAUGCACCUGACUCUGAAUUCUGGGAAAUGGGACUAUGUAUCAUGGGGCUUCCCGCCUUAUGAUUCUGUUGGGUCUGGGGCAGAUCUUUGGGCAUGGAUGCCUAUACAAAGCCAAACAAGCGCCAGGGAGCGCUGGAAGGGCCUUACUAAUGGCCUGUCCGGAUUGCUGUGCGCGUCUCUGGGCUCACUAGACGAAAAGAGGACGGUGUCGCCGAAUUUCGCUUUGAGACCAGAAGGCGAUCUGCCUCCAGGGAUGAACCACACUUUGUUAUAUGCGCCACUGCCUUCUGAGAACGUGUGCACCGAAAACCUGACUCCAUUUAUUAAGCUCCUCCCCUGCAAAUCACACUCCGGAAUUGCCAUGCUCCUUGACCCUCACCGUCUAUUCGAUGCGGACUGGCACGGAAUCGGCGUACAUGCCCGUUGGUUGAAGGGCCAAGGGAUCGAACUUCGACUGACAGUGACAGCAGUAUUAGACCCCACCAGGCUAUCCCAUGAGCCGCUCGUUAGGGAUUGGUCUUUCAGGUCUUCAUUCGACAGGGCGAUUACUCGCUCGUGUUUAGUUGCCACCAGCAGUUACAUCGAAGUCCAAUUACCCGUUGGUCAACCUUAUGCAUUGACUCCAACUCCAGAUACAUCCCUUACCUCCCCUGAUGGUAUUGCGAAAUAUGAUCUUCGUAAUCUCAGAGGCACACUCGAUCUCGGUAUGCAGUGGCCGCCUAUUCGACGAUCAAAUUACCUGGAGUUCCCACUUGUUGCUCGUCGCCAAUUGCAGGGUGGUCAAACGUACGGGAGACUCGUCAUCGAUCUUCACAACUAUAAGAACGAGACCGUGGUAAUUCAAUGGCUGGAAACUAUGCCUUGGUUCGUAACAUACUAUCUCCACACGUUGCGGGCUGCGCUGAACGGGGUAGAACAACCUCAAGUCGAGGACAUUGUGGAUAUUCUUUCCUAUAAUCCACCCAUUCAAAAACAGGCGCUGCUGUUGGAGGCCAACAUCAACCUCCCGCCACUGUCACGUCUAAACCUUCAAAUGGACCUAAACAAGGCAUCCAUCUCUUACACAGAACAUCCUCCGGAUGCCAGCCGUGGUUGGGAUUUACCUCCAGCCAUUUUCUCGUUGUCUGACGUUGGAACGGUGAAGCGGAUUUACACACACAUCCUGCUAGGCGACCUCGCAACUCCAGAUUUCAGCAUGCCUUACAACGUAAUUAUCAUGACAAGCACCUUGAUGGCUCUCUUCUUCGGUAGCAUUUUCAACCUGUUCACCAGGUCUUUCGCCUGGAUACGUCUCUUGCCAUUAGACAAGGAAGAUAAGCUGAAAACAGAUUAAUGCUUACAAUAUACUUUUCGAAUAUGGAGGGUUACUCAAUAACCGGCGCCACAGGUUUGCCCCCAUCUUUCAAAUUUGGUA
Molecule: messenger RNA, 1875 nt
Organism: Cantharellus anzutake
Lineage: Eukaryota; Fungi; Basidiomycota; Agaricomycetes; Cantharellales; Hydnaceae
Product: GPI transamidase component PIG-T
Exons: 9
Coding region: 172-1794 (540 amino acids)
Biological process (GO): attachment of GPI anchor to protein
Cellular component (GO): GPI-anchor transamidase complex
Source: RefSeq, a predicted model, not a curated record